Symsagittifera roscoffensis is the source of this 2819-nucleotide messenger RNA. RefSeq names its product putative ammonium transporter 3. Lineage: Eukaryota; Metazoa; Xenacoelomorpha; Acoela; Convolutidae. Gene Ontology annotation, molecular function: ammonium channel activity. The transcript is spliced from 10 exons. Bases 669 to 2489 code for a protein of 606 amino acids. The record is from RefSeq and is a predicted model, not a curated record. Gene Ontology annotation, cellular component: plasma membrane. Gene Ontology annotation, biological process: ammonium homeostasis; ammonium transmembrane transport.
AGAAAGACUGCUUCUCUGAAAGAAUAAUAGCCGGAUGAUGCGAUUGGCUGGCGAAUUGUUCUACAAAAAAGCAUCUAGUGGUUUUUUCAUAUUAAACGCCUAAGUCCAUUCUGAUUUAAGAUAUCAUCUGAAGUUUUCCUAGUUCAAUUCAUUCCAGUUGCUUAGCUUGUUUGCCUAAUCUAUUUCAUUGAGUUAAAAAAUUGUUAUCGAAUUUUUUUAUUAACAAGCUGAAGUCACUUUUUUAUAAAAUUCGGCAGUUGAAGAACUUUUUGGAAUUUGAGGAAUUUUUGCUCUCGUCUCCAGUUUAGUUCAUUGUUUAUUUAUCCUUCCCAUUUUAUGAGAAGGAAUCGAAUUGAAACUUUCCCUUUUGUGGAAGUUUGAGACUUCAUAACAUUUUUGUCUUCGAAUCGAAAUUGAUUAUUUUAUUGAACUGUUUUUUGGAAGUAUGACUACUUUUUUUGGUACAUCUACAGUCAUCUAUGAGAAUUGCUUUAAACUACUUCUCUAAAACACUCCUAAAGAUCUUUCAAACUAUUUUCUAAAGCUCUCGAAAAAUGCCGAGUGCGGAGUGAGAAGUUUUUUACUUUAUAAUUCAUAACAAACUUUUGUUUUUUCCGAUUCUUCGAGUUACUCAUUUAAAGUUAGUUUACUUGGUUUAAAUUCGAACCAUGACUCUGACAGUGAACUUGUCGUCUAACGUAUCUUUCGGCGGAGUGGGCACUGGCAGUGACAGUGACAGUGACGGCGGUGGUUCGGUGGGGGGCGUGGCGGGGGGUGAAUCGACUUACGACCGACUGUCCUCGUGGGACGAUGCCACCUGGAUCCUCACCUCCACCUUCAUCAUCUUCACAAUGCAGAGUGGAUUCGGCCUCCUAGAGAGUGGGUCUGUGAGUAAGAAGAAUGAGUCCAACAUCAUGGUGAAGAACAUAGUGGACGUGGUGUUCGGGGGACUGUCCUACUGGAUGUUCGGCUAUGGACUCAGCUUCGGCCCCAAAUCUCUCUAUGGAGUAGUGGCAGUUGGGGAUUUCUUUGUCACCACCAGCGAGCUCGAACUCAUAGGCUACAAGUACUCCAAGUUCUUUUUCCACGCCAGCUUCGCCAGCACGGCCACCACCAUCGUGUCGGGUGCGAUGGCGGAACGAGCCAACUUCAACUCGUACAUCGUGUUCUCCUUUGUCAACACUGUCAUCUACGCUCUGCCUGCCCACUGGAUCUGGCACGAGGACGGCUGGCUGCACCAGCUGGGGGCAGUAGACUAUGCCGGCAGUGGCGCUGUGCACCUGGUGGGCGGAGUUACAUCUCUGGUGGCCGCCUUCCUCCUCGGACCCAGGACGGGCAGGUUCGACUCCAGCUGCAAGCACAAGUUCGAACAGAUGGGAAAUCCCAUCAACGCCGUCCUAGGACUCUUCAUGCUCUGGUGGGGGUGGCUGGGGUUCAACUGCGGCAGCACGUACGGGGUGGCAGGGGGAAAGUGGAAGUUGGCUGCCAAAUCUGCAGUGACCACAAUUAACUCCUCAAUUGCGGCUGGAGCUGUCUCUUUUCUGGUCAGUUUUGUCAUCAAACGGAGCUUCGACAUUUCAUUCAUAACCAAUGGCAUUCUGGGAGGACUAGUCUCCAUCACAGCCAUGUGUCCCCUGGUGUCGCCAGCUGAAGCCCUGGCCGUGGGUGGGGUGGGGGCGCUGAUUGUGAUUGGGGCGAUGCAGGUGGUCAAGUGGUGUCACAUAGAUGACCCUGUGGGUGCCAGUGCAGUGCAUGGCUGUGGAGGACUGUGGAGUCUAAUUGCGGUCGGACUGUUCUGUGCCAGUGAUCCGACAGAGGAGCAACUCGUGCAGACAGAUGGCUUGCUGCACAAUGGAGGCUUCUUCCUCCUUGGAGUGCAAUGUCUCUACGCCGUCUGCUGCAUCGUGUGGACCAUUGUGAUGACAACUUUGAUCAUGCUCCCACUCAAAUACACAAUGGGGCUGCGGGCCUCCUUCCCCACUGAGGUAUUCGGGGCGGAUCUGGUGGAACAUGCCAUCCACGGCUCCUUCGACCACAACAAGGGCGACAUUUUUGACAUAGAUGGCAACAAAUUCGCCACUAUUCCCAAAAACGCCACGUUCGAUCAGCUUGAAAGUAUACACUGCCGUUUUCUGCUGCAUAACAUGACAUGUAGUUUGCGGAAGAAAAGCCGGUGCGCCAACACGCAAGAUCUACUCAUGCAAAUAGAGGCGAUGCAACCGGAACACCUCAUGCAGAGUGGACUCAACGGAGCAUCCACCGAUCGAAUGGUGGUGGGGCCAGGAAGCACAGUUUCCAAUGGAGUUGACAAGGCGCUGAGACGACUGCAGGGAAAUUACCCGAGCUCAGAGCACAUUGAAGGAUCCUCUCAUCAGAGCUUGAGCCUGGUUAUUUCUGGACAGAAUUCCCCGACAGUCCAGAUCAGGAAUUUAAACAACGUGGCUAAUUUAGAUGCGGAAGAGGAAAUGGUGGUUGCAACCAAGUUUUGAGACGGGAGACUCACUGUUCAAAAUAGUUGAAACGUGUAAAUUUAGCUGAAUCUUUUAUAUUUGUAUGACUUUUUGUUUUAUAGGUAUCUCCCUUUUCUUUUCACCAACAUAGUACGGAAUCAAAUACUCUAAUUGAUUACAAUGGGCCAAUUAGCCAAGGUUACUUAGCGGGCAUACAUUCCACCUUUAGAACAAAAACUUCUUCGAUAGAUAGUUUUCAUAGCUGAAGUUGAUAUCGAUGCUUUUGGACAAAUCUGACUGACCUCAUAUUCGAUGUACACAUACUAACUUUGUCGAAAAUGCGCUUUAUAUAUUAAUUUAGAAACUUGU